Messenger RNA from Exophiala oligosperma, 845 nucleotides. RefSeq lists its product as uncharacterized. The transcript has 3 exons. Lineage: Eukaryota; Fungi; Ascomycota; Eurotiomycetes; Chaetothyriales; Herpotrichiellaceae. The record is from RefSeq and is a predicted model, not a curated record. The coding region runs from base 84 to 845 and encodes 253 amino acids. Gene Ontology annotation, molecular function: oxidoreductase activity.
CUCAGACCACCUACUCCGUAAUACCAAAUAACAAAAGGUUGAAGCCAUACAAAUCAAGAUCAAGAUUAAAGUCAAGAUAAAAAAUGUCGUCUACCUUGACAACGGACCUGUCCUCUCAUCUUGCCUUGGUCACUGGUGCAACAGGAGGAAUCGGCCGAGCUACAUGUCUUUCCCUGGCAAAACUCGGUUGUUCCGUCGCGAUUCACUACCACAGUGCCGCAGAAAAGGCCGCCAAACUCGAAUCGACCCUGAUGGCCUACGGUGUCAAAGCCCAAGCGUUCCAGGCAGACUUGAGCGACUACGAAGGCGCACGCAAGCUACACGCCGCCGUCGUGAAGGACAUGGGUCACCCCACCAUCCUGUUCAACAACGCCGGCAUGACCAUGGGUAAAUCGGGGGUCAAGGACAUUUCCGAAGUCACCGUCGAAGAAUUCGAACAGACCUGGCGCGGGAACUGUGGGACGGCAUUCCUCCUCACUCAACUGUGCAUCCCAAGCAUGCUCCGGCACAACUGGGGCCGUGUAAUUUUUUGUUCCAGCGUAGCUGGUUUCACGGGUGGCGUUGUAGGCCCUCAUUAUGCAUCAUCAAAGUCGGCAAUGCAUGGUCUCAUCCAUUGGCUCGCCGGUGCGUAUGGGAAAAAAGGCAUCACCGUGAAUGGUGUUGCACCUGCUUUGAUCGAAGAGACUGGCAUGUUGCCCGGCAGCAACGAUGAACUAUCCGGAAAGAUCCCAAUCGGUAGACUCGGAAAGCCGGAAGAGAUCGCCGAGACUGUCGUGUGGAUGGUCAAAACUGGUUACGUUCAUAACAAGGUCGUCGCUGUCGAUGGAGGAUGGUUUAUCCAGUGA